This is a messenger RNA of Pieris brassicae (large cabbage white), 1908 nucleotides long. It is a transcript of the gene Pbp49, whose product is annotated as snRNA-activating protein complex subunit 3. Bases 157 to 1476 code for a protein of 439 amino acids. Gene Ontology annotation, biological process: snRNA transcription by RNA polymerase II; snRNA transcription by RNA polymerase III. The record is from RefSeq and is a predicted model, not a curated record. Lineage: Eukaryota; Metazoa; Arthropoda; Insecta; Lepidoptera; Pieridae. Gene Ontology annotation, molecular function: RNA polymerase II cis-regulatory region sequence-specific DNA binding; core promoter sequence-specific DNA binding; bent DNA binding. The transcript is spliced from 6 exons. Gene Ontology annotation, cellular component: snRNA-activating protein complex.
AUAGUUAGUAUGGGUUAACCUGGGUUUAUUAAUAUACUCUUUGAUUAGUAGUGAAUUUAAAUGAUUAAUUGUUAUAGCUGAUGUAUUUUCAAUUGGAUUUUCUGUUAUUAUAGUUUAGUAGAGUUGAAUUGUGAUUAAAUAUAAUAUCUUUAAAUUAUGGCCUCAAUGCCACACGACGAUAAAUCCGAGAAAACAUUAAAACGGGAUCAAGAGAGCAUACAGCAUAACUUAAAUAAGUUUUUAAAGCCAGACUUCUGUGAAAACCAAGAAGCAAAAAUCAGAAACUUAUAUGCAAAAGACGAAGGGCCCCACUGGCGUAAUGUCACCAGUAGUAGUGUGACAAAGUCGUUGAUAACAAAAAACUUACCAAAGAUCUUUCAGCAUUUACCAAUAUGUACGCAGUCUACGUCUAGGGGGGACAUUGAGUUGGAAUUGGAACAGCAAAUUGUUUCAUUUGUCGGUAACAUAGACGAUGAGGAAUAUGAUAAACUUGUCGAAUUUUGCGACCCUAAACAUUUGGAAACUGGUCAUGAAUUAAAGAUGUCAAUGUCACUACCUACUAGCAAGUCUUCCGCUAUGAACAGUUGCUAUAAUCCUCAAGCUUCCAGUUGUCUACAUUUCUGCAAGAAUUUAAUGUUCCGAAAAGAAAUUGAUAAAAAGAAUUGCUAUUCCCGAAAGUUAAAAUAUAGAACAGUAUGCCUUAUACCACCACCUGAAGAUGCUGAUGAACCUGACAAUGAGUUGCUGCAACCAGGGAAAGAUCUCAUCUACAGAGUUAGAAUAUAUCGGCCAUUCCCCUAUUCAUAUUCUGCAAAAACUACUGUCCGUCAUUCGCUUUUAAUGACAGAAAUCAUGAUGCUGGGUCAACAGCCCCUUUGGGCUCUGAGAGAUCACAUUUACUGUCUCAAUGACGUCUCUACAGGCAUCGAUGUCUCAGAGAACCCAGAUGACAUACCCUCGACCUCAGCUAAGGAACUAUUUCCGUCUAGUUUCAUGUUUAUCAACAACGUGUUCUACGUGGACGAACGCAAGGGCUGCUCCGACAUCACUCUGGAGUUGCGGGAGUGGGCCGCCGCACGGAACAUGGGCACCUUUCCCUCUCACUCCAUGGACGUGAAGCUGGAAGACAUCAAGAUCAGGCUCGGACAUCCCGAUGUCUACGUGCACCUGGGUGACUGUGAACACCCGUUCACUUUCUCGGAGGUGCGGCUGGGGCACUCCCGCGACCCUCUGCGACGCCAGUCUUACCCGUUCGUGAGCCAGGUGGGCCUGAGCCAGGUCAUCUACUGCAGCAUAUGCUCGGAGCACAGCACCAAGUGGGUCGUCAAGGACUGCGACAUGGUCCCCUUCGACCCCACGUACUUCUGCGACACUUGCUUCCGCCUCUACCUGUACAAGGACGGGAAGAAGGCGUGUCCCUUCAAGGCUUACGUAUACAAAGGGAACGAGAUGAGCGUCUUGAAGCCCAGGCAUUGAUAGUAAGCUUCCUUUCAUUCCUUUAGACUUUCCCUACCUCCUCGUAAACCGACCUGCCCUAAUUAACUAUUUAAGCGACGACGUAGGUGUGGGUACGUCCGUAUGCCCACACAUCGCGAAGGCCUGUUCCACCUUUGCGCCCCGUUUCGGCGACCCCGGUCCGUCGUAAGACGUCUAGUUGAAAUUAAAUUUUCCACCAAAAAACUAAUAAGCCCGUGUCUCAUCAACGUAAUGGAAGCCGCUGCCUUCGAGAACGUUGACGCUCGACACUCUGCAGAAAGUGAGCGUACGGGCGAAACUGCACACCGAGGAAGUUCCGUGGGCCUCGUGCAUCAAAAUUGUAUUUUAAGUGGAAAUUUAAAAUACCUUCCAGCUGUGUACGUUUAGAUUUAAUAAAUAAACUGUGAUUACCGAUAACUUGUGUUCCACGAA